AUGCUCCCGGGCGGGGUCACGACUGAGUUUGUGGACGACUGGGUUGCACAAGGCCUAUUCACAACAGACAAAAUACUGGAGAGAUUCCCGACGCGAAGGAAUAAAUACAACAUCAACACAAAGCGUGUGGAAGCGAGUUUCAACUCCGUUGCUAUCGAAGACGAGACCGGGACAAAACACAUCGACGAAAGGGGAUUUAUCAAGCUUCUCACCAUUUCAAAUGCGCUCCCAAAACACCUAAUGGACCUAGGUCCCAUUGUAUUUCAAAGUGUGCAGUAUCUUUCGAUAUAUCCAUUUCGCCAUGAGCCCCCCGCGGCACUCACCUUGAGCGAGUUGACUCGAGGACUCCUCUGGCUGAUGCCAUAUGACAAGGGAGUCAUUUUCAAAUCCUGGGGAGGUGGCUGGUGUGAGUUCAGUCCAGCAGACCACAGAAGACUCAUUUUCCAAAGCCUAGCGACAGAACGGGAUGGCUACAAGUUGCCUUAUGACGCUGACGAAUGGAGAAGAGAGGCACGCCGUCGCGCGUAUGAGUUGCCCGACGAUAAGAUCAAAUCAACACUUCCCGAACUAGGGGACCCAAAUUACGAUGAUUGGGGAGAUGAGCUGUACCACGAUCUUCUCAGUGUAGUGAUGACUGCACAGCCUAAGAGAAACCUUCCUCUAGCUGGGGAGCCGCGCGACGCUUUUCGCCCUUUGGCGUCGCGACUCCAUGGACAUGAACCUCCUCGGCUUUAUGAGUUCACCAUUCCAGCUCCCAGGAUGCGAGACUUUGUGCGACUCAUGUUGUACCACACUUUUGGAGUCUCCGAAUCUGCUUCUUUGAUGGAUACCUGCGAGCUUGACCAGGUUGCUGACUGUGUAACUCGGACAUUUGUGCAAAACUCCGAUGUUGGGAUCAACUGGCCAAUGUUCGAUGAGGGUUGUAGGGCUGCGGUACGUGAAUUGCUCGAAAUUGGUAAUCUUUGCUUGAUAAAAACCGAGGAGACUGAUGUCACGAUGCAGCCAUUUCUUCUAGAUGCUUUGCACGAUGUUAUGAGCUCUUUUUGGACAGGACCAUCUCGUCUCGAGGGGGGUGUCCUGGAGUGUAUGCGUCAUCCUGGGAAAUUAUUCAAACCCCCUAUUCUCGCGCAACUUAACACGAUCUUCAAAGAUGAUCAAAUUCUUUGGUUCGAAUGUUUCAAAUACUUCUGGCUCCAUGAUAACCAACAUCACCUGGCCAGCAUAUCAGAACUAGUAGCAACGAUCGAGGGAUCGGAGGAUCGACUUCUCAUUCUUGUGUCUGGAAGAGACACUAGAACCCAAGAACACUAUCUCCUGGGCAUUUUUAUCCCAUUUCCAAGUCGAGACGGUCAUCGAAUCCAGCCGAAGCAAGAAAAAGACUGGACAAUAUGUUCCCUCUUCCAGCUCAGCCCUGUCCAAAGUGUUUUCGAGGGGAGCUUAGAAUGUCCUGCAUGGACGCUUAGUGGGGAGGAAAUCUCUUUUGGAGACCCAGAAAAUGGAGUUGCUCUGGUCCUGAAGAAGGGUCUUUCGCAGGCCUCAUUUACCCAAAGCGUGAAAGGCCCGAAUGAACCAAUCUAUAAGCCGGCUCCCUGGCGAGGCGGCUUUUCUAUAGACUUGGAAAUGGAUGGAAUUGAGAUCUGCUACGAAGAUAGUAGCAUCUCCACAGAGGAGACGACUGAUUCUGACCGGAAGGAUUGCGGAUCCGAAACUAUGGAGUACUGA
Molecule: messenger RNA, 1722 nt
Organism: Penicillium cataractarum
Lineage: Eukaryota; Fungi; Ascomycota; Eurotiomycetes; Eurotiales; Aspergillaceae
Exons: 1
Coding region: 1-1722 (573 amino acids)
Source: RefSeq, a predicted model, not a curated record